This is a messenger RNA of Lolium rigidum, 2324 nucleotides long. RefSeq names its product pentatricopeptide repeat-containing protein At1g80550, mitochondrial-like. Gene Ontology annotation, molecular function: protein binding. Bases 1 to 1314 code for a protein of 437 amino acids. The transcript has 2 exons. The record is from RefSeq and is a predicted model, not a curated record. Lineage: Eukaryota; Viridiplantae; Streptophyta; Magnoliopsida; Poales; Poaceae.
AUGCUCUCCCUAGUGCGCCGCCGCCGCCGCUGCCUCCUCGCCGUCCCCUUCUCCACGCUCCCCGCCCCCGCCCCCACGCUGGACGCGGCGGCGGUGCUGGAGACGCUCUCGCUCUACACCAACGACUGGCGCCGCGCGCUCGACUUCUUCCACUGGUCCGCCUCCCCCGACGGCGCCAACCUGCCGCCCACCCCCUCCACCCUCUCCCGCGCCGUCGACAUCCUCGGCAAGCACUUCGAGUUCCCGCUCGCCACCUCCCUCCUCCUCGCCCACCACCACCCCGCCGACCCCUCCUUCCUCCGCCCCGCCCUCCGCGCCCUCCUCAACCGCCUCGCCGCCGCCAACCUCGUCGACGACGCCGUCCGCGCCUUCGACUCCACCGCCCACUCCCUCGGCCUGCGGGACGAGGCCUCCUUCCACCUCCUCCUCGACGCGCUCUGCGACCACCGCCGCGUCGACGAGGCCCACCACCUCUGCUUCGGCAGGGCCGCGCCGCCGCCAUUCCCGCCGGGGACCAAGGCCCACAACCUGCUCCUCCGCGGCUGGGCCAAGACGCGCGCCUGGACGCGCCUCCGCCAGCACUGGCUCGACAUGGACACCCGCGGCGUCGCCAAGGACCUCCACUCCUACUCCAUCUACAUGGACGCCCUUGCCAAGUCGGGGAAGCCGUGGAAGGCCGUCAAGGUGUUCAAGGAAAUGAAGCACAAACGCAUUACGGUGGACGUCGUCGCUUACAACACCGCGAUCCACGCGGUUGGGCUCGCGGAAGGCGUAGAUUUCGCGAUCCGGCUCUACCGGCAGAUGAUUGAAGCUGGUUGCAAGCCGAAUGCUGCCACUUUCAACACGAUUGUCAAGCUGCUGUGCAAGGAAGGGAGGUUCAAGGAAGCGUAUGCGUUUGUUCCGCAGAUGCACAAGGCCGGCUGUGCGCCCAACGUGCUCACUUACCAUUGCUUCUUCCAGUAUCUGACUCGCCCGCAGGAGGUCCUUGGACUGUUUGAGAAAAUGCUUGAGAGGGGUUGCCGGCCGAGAAUGGACACCUAUGUCAUGCUUAUAAAGAGGUUCGGGCGAUGGGGCUUCCUUCGCCCAGUGUUCUUUGUAUGGAAGACAAUGGAAGAACAAGGGCUCACUCCAGAUGCGUUUGCGUACAACACACUCAUUGAUGCAUUGCUGGAAAAGGGAAUGGUGGAUAUGGCUAGGAAGUACGAUGAGGAGAUGCUCGCAAAGGGGCUCUCACCCAAGCCAAGGAAAGAGCUAGGGACUAAGGUGCCAGGAGCAGACUCUGACAGUGAUAAUGCGUUGGGUGGAGUGUUUUGAGUUAUGGCCCCUAGACAGGAAAAGUGGUAUUAGCAUGCUCAUCCACCCACUGGUUAGGAUUGCACCAUUGGAGGAUCGUUCCGUGAUUGAAAUAAUGAUCAGUCCAUGGACUUUACAUUGAAAUAAACCGGAAUUUAUAGGUAAAUUUGCCCUUCCCAUCAAUUGUCCAACAGCUCUUCCCUUAGAAAGCAUACAGAAGAGGGGUUGUUUGUUGUGCUGACACCUGAGUUGAGGAAGGACCUGACGACUAAGUGGCUGGGACUGAGUUGGGCUGUUAGCCUGCUUCAUCAUAUUAAUACAUCGAAUCAUGUAUUCAGGGAGCUGGAGAGGAAUAUCUAUAUCGGAGGUAUAGAGGAAAUUAUGUGCUCCUCGGUAUAUUAUUAUUCUGGCUGCCUGCAACGAUGAUGCAUCGAUAUGUCUCUCAAGGCAAACAAUCUUGUCCCAAUGGGCAUUUAAUCAUACACUCUACGCUGAAGUGAAAUGUAAUCAGUGGUAGUGGUGCUCUAAUAUUCUCACUGGGUCAGGAAGCUAUGGGAGGAUGUGCAACACAUCUCAUGUUGUGAUGAAAGCUUAGAAUAACACAAUAUUACCAUGCAUACAGAAAAUGUGAAGCUUGCUAUACAAAUUACAGUAAAUUUGUAUCCAGUUCUCUGGCAAUCAAACAGAACUCCAGCCACGAUGGUAAACCAAGGAUGUGAAGUGACAUUCAUUUGGGAAGAUUGCCGUCAAUGUCAGAGAUCAGGCACAUUAUUACUUGAAAAAGAAUGUAUCUUAUGCGGCAUUCUGUAUCUAAUUUCAGACGACUAUCAAAGUGCAGGGAGCAGUUAUCUAAUCCCAGGCAAGUGCCAUUCAAGGAGACAAGGACGGGGGAACAGCUGUUAUGAUUGGGGUUCGUUCUACAAGAGUUUCUAUGCUGAUGUGCGUCUGCAAGUGGCCUGUAGUGACCCUGUGAAAAUUCCUAAAGAAAGGAUUAUGGAGAUUGUACAGAAAAUGUAUCUAUUGAAGUAUAA